Lachnellula hyalina is the source of this 2121-nucleotide messenger RNA. RefSeq names its product Long chain acyl-CoA synthetase, peroxisomal (gene LACS7). The coding region runs from base 1 to 2121 and encodes 706 amino acids. The transcript is spliced from 3 exons. Gene Ontology annotation, biological process: long-chain fatty acid metabolic process. Gene Ontology annotation, cellular component: membrane; endoplasmic reticulum. The record is from RefSeq and is a predicted model, not a curated record. NCBI's taxonomy places the organism in Eukaryota, Fungi, Ascomycota, Leotiomycetes, Helotiales, Lachnaceae. Gene Ontology annotation, molecular function: long-chain fatty acid-CoA ligase activity.
AUGGCCUCACAAUCGCAAAACCCUGCUGCCUGGGUCGCGGCUAUGAAAGCCCCUCCUCCACCUGGCGCCCCCUAUUCACUUCCUGUUCCUGGCAGCGAGCGCGAGGGACGUACCCCAGCAUAUCGACAUUGGCGGUGGGUUGAUAAGGAGUUGCCCGGUGCAGCUGAUCCAAACGCUCCUACGGCUCAUCAUGCCUUCGAGCAGAGUGUAAAGAGGCAACCGCAUGCAAAGUGUUUGGGACUUCGCCCAUACGACCCUGCGACGAAGACCUUUGGAAAUUACGAGUGGAUGACAUAUGGGGAGGUGGCCGUGCGAAGGAAGAACUUUGGAGCUGGACUCGUAGAACUGCACAAGAAAGCUGGGGUUACAGAAGAAAAGUACGGUGUUGGUUUGUGGUGCCAAAAUAGGCCGGAAUGGCAGAUCGUUGAUCUGGGAUGCAUGUCCCAGUCUCUUUAUACGGUUUCCAUCUAUGACACUCUGGGUCCAGACACCACCGAAUAUAUAAUCAACCAUGCCGCACUUACAUGUGUAGCUACAUCAUUACAACAUAUCCCGACCCUGCUUAAGGUCGCUAAGUUGAUACCUACACUAAAGCUUAUCAUCUGUCUCGAUCCUAUAGAUGCUGGAGAACGGCCUGGACUUUCAAAAUCAGACAUCCUGAAUUCCCUGGCAUCCGAGUCAGGCAUCUCAAUCCACUAUAUCAAGGAUGUUGAAGCUCUCGGAGCUGCAUCUGGCCUUCCUAUGAAGCCGCCUGGGCCAGAUGAUAUCACUACAAUCAACUAUACUUCUGGGACGACUGGCAACCCCAAGGGUGUUGUGUUGUUGCAAAAGGCUACUGCAGCUGCAGACCUGACAGCUCGAAUUACCACAGAUACGAUUGCAAGCGAUACUCUGAUAUCCUAUCUUCCCCUGGCACAUAUUUAUCAAAGAGUCGCAGAGCAUGGCGCUCUAUCAUCUGGGGCCGCCGUCGGAUAUUUCCGUGGUGAUAUCCUGGGUCUUGUAGACGACAUGAAGCUUCUUCGCCCUUCAGGAUUCAACUCUGUGCCCAGGUUGUACAACCGUUUUGGUUCUGCGAUCCGUACUGCAACCAUUGAUGCGCCAGGCUUGAAAGGCGCUAUUGGCAGGCAUGUCAUCAACGCGAAAUUAGCUUCCAUGAAACUACCGCCGGGACAAGCAACAAACAAGCACUUUUUCUAUGAUCGAUUCUUCACUCCCAAAGUAAGAGCUGCGAUUGGAUUGGAUCGAGCUCGCGGUAUGGUCACUGGAAGUGCACCUAUCGACCCCUCGCUCCUCCAGCUCCUCCGCGCCGCUCUGGGCGCUGACUUCAUCCAAGGCUACGGCUUGACAGAAUCCUACGCCACUGGCCUUGGACAGAACAUGAACGAUUACUCUGCCGGAAACUGUGGCGGCAUAGGUGCUGCUUUUGAAGGCUGCUUGCAAUCGGUACCAGACAUGGACUAUCUUGUUACCGAUUCCCCUAAUCCCCGCGGCGAGCUCUUGUUGCGAGGGAAAGCCAUGUUCAAAGAAUAUUAUAAAAAUGAAGCGGAGACUAAGAAGGCUUGGACUGAAGAUGGCUGGUUCAAAACUGGUGAUAUUGCAGAGGUAGAUAGCAUGGGCCGCUUCAAGAUCGUUGAUCGUGUUAAGAACGUCCUCAAGCUUGCGCAAGGAGAGUACAUCUCGCCCGAGCGAAUCGAGAACGUCUAUCUCGCCAACUACAGUAUGCUUACUCAAGGCUUCGUACACGGAGAUUCCCACCAAGCAUACCCGGUGUCGAUAUGGGGUGUGGAUCCCGUCAUGUUCGCACCCUUCGCCAGCCAAAUUCUGAACAAGACCAUCAGCCCCACAGACCCCGAUGCCAUCAAAGCAGCUACCCAAGAUGUCCGUGUGCGGAAAGCAGUGCAGAAGGAGCUGGACAAGAUCGGCAAGCAAAAUAAGUUCAACAACUGGGAGCGCGUGCGGGGUGUGCAUUUGGAAAUCGAGCCGUUUACGAUUGAGAAUGAGCUUUUGACACCUACAUUGAAACUCAAACGCCCGCAAACAGCCAAGAAAUACCGAGAAGUACUAGACAGGCUAUACGAAGAAGCCCUGGCGGAAGAGAAGAAACCUAGAGCUAAGUUGUAA